UAAAAAGAGGUAGAAGAAUAAGGAGACAGAGGAAGAGGGAAUGCUGGGGUGUCGGCUGCAUCUUCGACCAACGGGAGUUGGCAUUCCCAUGCAGAAGAGACAAAGACGGAGGCGGUGAGGGGGAGGUGUUGAGGAGGAGGUAGACGGAGGGGAGUAAAGUGUCGAAGAGCGAGGUAAAGGCAGAGCUCAGUCAGUGGGAGCAUUGAGCUGCAGGAGCUGCUCGGAUUUUACUGGCAGAAAAAAAAACAAAACAAAAAAAAAAAAAAAACAGAAGCCCCUCGGUGUGAAGAGCGCUCCUGUCCCGGACCGCUGUGCGCUCUGCAGCUCGUCGUGGCUCACCCAGUCUGAAGCGGAUGCGCUGAUAGAGCCUGCAGACCAAAAACAACAACAGCAACAAAAAAAAAAAAAAAAAAAAAAAACUUUCUCAUUGUGGUUCCCAGCAAAGUGCCAACAGUAUGCCUAAACAAGUGGAGGUGAGGAUGCAUGAGAGCCACCUGGAGCCCAUCGAGGCGAGGCCUCGGUCCAAAUGUGCCCAAAUCUGCUCCAAAAUGUUCAAGAACCUCCUGCUCACGCUCACAGUCCUUGGAGUGAUCCUGGGAGCUGUAGCAGGGAUGCUGCUGCGUGUUGCCUCUCCAAUUCAUCCGGAUAUUGUCAUGGUGAUUGCUUUUCCUGGAGAUAUUCUGAUGAGGAUGCUGAAGAUGUUGAUCCUGCCUCUCAUUAUCUCCAGCUUAAUCACAGGGCUUGCUGGCCUGGAUGCCAAAUCUAGUGGUCGCCUCGGAACCAGAGCUAUGGUCUACUACAUGUCCACCACUAUCAUUGCUGCUGUCCUGGGUGUCAUCCUGGUGCUAGUCAUCCACCCUGGCAACCCCAAACUGAAGGAAAAUCUGGGCGAGGGCGAGAAAAACGAUGAUGUGUCCAGCUUGGAUGCCUUCUUCGAUCUGAUAAGGAAUCUCUUCCCAGAAAACCUGGUGCAAGCCUGCUUCCAACAGAUCCAAACAGUCACAAAAAAAGUUGAGGUGGUUGUGGAGGAGGAAGUUAAUGUCACCACUAUGGAGGGCCUGGUGGCUAACAUUACCAAGGAGCCACAGUUCAUCAUCAAAAAGUCACUUCAGUUCAAAAGUGGCAUGAAUGUUUUGGGUCUGAUUGGUUUCUUUAUUGCAUUUGGCAUCUGCAUGGGCAAGAUGGGAGAGAAGGCCAGACUCAUGAUUGAGUUCUUCAAUAUCCUCAAUGAGAUUGUGAUGAAACUUGUCAUCAUGAUCAUGUGGUACUCUCCCUUUGGUAUUGCCUGUCUGAUUUGUGGCAAGAUCAUCUCCAUUAAGGACUUGGAGGUGGUGGCCAGGCAGCUUGGCAUGUACAUGGUGACUGUGAUUAUUGGUCUGAUCAUCCAUGGCGCAAUCUUCCUGCCCAGCAUUUAUUUCGUCAUUACAAGGAAAAACCCCUUCACCUUCUUCUUGGGAAUCUUCCAGGCCUGGAUCACUGCUCUGGGAACAGCUUCCAGUGCUGGCACACUUCCUGUCACAUUCCGUUGCCUGGAGGAGAAUUUGGCAAUUGACAAAAGAGUCACUCGUUUUGUGCUCCCAGUAGGUGCCACCAUCAAUAUGGAUGGAACUGCUCUCUAUGAGGCUGUGGCGGCCAUCUUUAUUGCCCAGAUGAAUGGUGUGCAUCUUGAUCCUGGUCAGAUUGUCACAGUCAGUCUGACAGCCACCCUUGCCAGUGUUGGAGCAGCCAGUAUUCCCAGUGCCGGCCUGGUGACUAUGCUGUUGAUCCUUACUGCUGUCGGCUUACCAACCCAGGAUAUCAGUUUGCUGGUUGCUGUUGACUGGUUAUUGGAUCGUUUCAGGACCUCAGUGAAUGUGGUGGGUGACUCCUACGGUGCAGGGAUUGUGUACCAUCUGUCCAAAGCUGAGCUGGAUGAGCUGGAUGCGCACAUGGCUAAAUCAGACGACAUCGAAAUGAUGACAAAGACCCAGUCCUACUAUGACGACAUGAAGAACCACCACGAGAACAAUUCCAACCAGUAACCUCAGCCGCUAACGGUUCUGCUGCGGAGUGCACGCUUGUUGAGGAGGAACCAUGGAAACAUGAAUAAUGGCAGCGCAGAGAUCCCCCUGCUCCUGGGCUCCACGAGCUUUCCUAUCUGGUGAUAAAACAAGAAGAGUGAAUGAAAAGUCACAUGAACAGAACUACUAAUGUUUUUUUUUUGUUUGUUUUUGUUUUUUUAUGUAGUUUUAUUUUUUUUAUUCUUAGACCCUUUAAGAAGAUUUUGGUAUUUUGUCCAUCUGAGUGGUAUGUUAUACUAAUUCACAUAACCGUGAACUGACAACAGAGUUAUACCUCACUUUUUAGCGCGCAGACACAUCCUGUAUAUCAGAUACUUGCACAACAUACUUCAAGGCUUGGGGAGGGAAGAAAGAGAGAAUUAUUAAUGAAUAUUUUUUUCUUAGGACUACAGUUCAGUAUAUGCUUAUAUAAAAAGCAACAAAGUAGUGGUGCAACUCACAUGCACUGAGGGCAUCUUCCACAUGUUAUAAAGAUGGCUCCUUUUUCUGAGUGGGAACCACACCAAUGAUGGAUGCAACUGAUUUUAUCUGUGUUUAAAAUGAUGUAUUUACACCUUCAUAAAAAAUCUCUGGUAGAUCAAUUUACGAUAAUCAAGUACUCUGAUCAAAGGAAAAUCCUUCUGAGCCUCUUCACAUACAAGUAUUAUCACAAAGCACAAAUUAUUUCCACAAACCAGAAUUUGUUUCCCCUCUUCUUUUUUUGUCUUCUGUGAAGAAAAUUGACAUUCUUCUUUCACAUAUUGAGAGAGAUUUUAAAACUAAUUUAUUUGUGUCAAGAAAGCAUGACCAAGUCAAGAAUAGGGACCAAACAGGCAAAAAGUCAACCGGCUAACAGAAGCCUUUCCUCUGCCUCCUUACGCACUUGCAACACAUUGUCACUUUUUUUAAAAUCCACAAUAUGAUGCAAGUAAAAUCCCUAAAAUAUUUAUGAAGCACUUUUCUCUUUUUCCCCCAAAGUACCUUUACGAUGCCAAUGAAAUUAAAAUUUGUUUGUAUUCCUCAAAAAAAAGAAUAAAAUAUAUAUACAAAUAUUGCACCCUGAAAGAAAUGUAUGGAUUAUAUGGAGCACAAUUAAUGUCAAAAUGCCAAGUUUAAUUUGUAGUUAGUGUUUUUUUUUUCUUUUCUUUUUUUGGCCAUUACAACUUUGUUGCAUAUGGAAAUUGAUUUACAGCAAACACCAGACACUCAGGCUUUUUAUGUUUACCUUAUCAAGAACUCUUGUAAUGUCAAACUGUUUACUCUUAUCAGCUAAAGGAAAUGGCUUCUUGUUAGCACCAUUUAUCAGUGCUUUGUCUGUGAAAAAAAAGUGUUUAUCUUCAACAUUUAUACUGAAAGAAAUGUGAAAAUAUUGUGGAAAAUGAAGAUUUCAAGCACACUCAUUCACAUGGUUUUUAAGCUAUAUUCCACUGGGGGAAUCAGUUUUUUUUUCUUCCUGUAAGCACAGUCAUCCCUGAGCACUUAUGAAGCACAGUAGGUGAAGCAACAACCACAAUUCACAAUCUCAUCAUAUUUCCAAGAGGCUUCCUGUACUGCAAUCAGUGUUUAUGCCAUCAGAGCUCAAGACUGUUUCUAUCAACCCUAUAUGCUGCAGCUGUCUUUUUGUGCCAAUAAGAGGACAUUUUAGAGGACUCAGAACAGAAACGGGUUAAGCUAAGAUUAUUCAAACUAUCUGCUGCUGAUUAUAAAGGUGGCAAAGGUUUGAACAAAGCAGGGAAAACUGGAAAACUUGUUGAAGGGAUAGUUCAGGAUUUUUUAAGUGGUCUUCUAAAUUGUUUUAUGCAGUUGAUAUCUUAACCCUUCUGAUGCCUUCAUUUAGUAGAAAUCUGAACUGGGUGGUCCCAAAGGCUGAAGCUAACGAUUAGUUAGGAAUGGCCCAUGACCAUAGUGAACUUCUAAAAAACUCUGGUCUCAGAAAUGUCAAAGCAAUUCAUCAAACCCAUUUUUAUUAAUGAUUAUUUACAGAGGAAAUGGUGGUUGUAGGUGGUGCAUCACCAGUGGAAUGAAUCCCUUAGAGCAAAAUGGAUAUGUACUGCUGCAUUUUCAUUUGCUCUCCACAUGUAAAUUUUUGAUGAGAAUUUUCUUGAUAAUAAACAUGUUUUUUUCAAAAGUGCAACAUUUUAAAAACACCAUGGUUUAACUUAGUGAACAGAGUAGCUUGAGAAAACUAAAAGCAAUGACGUAAAGGCACUCUUUGUGCAUGGACAUAAUGGCUUUCUAGAAACCACAACAAUAUUAUAGCUGUUUAUUAUCCCUGCCUUACUUUGUUAUGAUUCAUUUGAAUUAACUUCAAAUGAAGUAAAUGAGGCAAUAACCAAUAAAAACUUUUUUUUUAUUCUUUCUUUUUUCCAACAGUUUUGGGAGAACAUUGUGUAAAACAUUCCCCUGUUGAUACAACUGUUCAAAGCAAACAUGGCAGUUGUUUUAAAAGGCAUAAAAUGGCAUUAGCAUGAAUUGCUAUGAUGCUCCAAUUGGAGUUGUUCUGUUCCAGCCUUCAAGGACCUGAAUCCUGAACUUUCCCCUCAUCCUGGUGUGAGUGGGCCGUGAGACUUUAGUUACGAGGGAGUUGAUUAAGUCGUUUUUUUUUUUUUUUAGGUGGAUCCUUCUUUCCUCUUUUGUUUCUUUUUUUUCUUUGUGCUGAAAUGAAAACCAUGCCUUGAAGGUGUUCAAAUCAAAUGUCAUUUACUGUAACAAUAGUAAACCUAACUUAGCACUUUGUCCUUUAGUUCUCAAAGUACAUUCUCGGUUUACACCUGUUUAAGUUAAUUUAACAUAAACGAGGCGUGUUGUGAACAACAUUGGUGUUCUACUUAACAUAUUAAAGGACUGAUGCAUACUAAAACAAAUAAAACACACACAUAGACACUCAUUGAAUCACCUGGGCUUUUAUUCCUGAACACAUAUAUUAAAAACACUUAAAUCUUAAAGGUCAGUCAAGUCUGAUCUAUAUUUCCUGAGCUGCAGAGCACAGAAGUGACACCUUUAAAGGCUCUUUAAGCCUUUCCUUUAGCUCUUGUGUGAUACAUAUAUAUAUUAAAAAAGAAAACUUCUCCAGUGAAGAGACAAUGCAAAUCAUAGUGUCCCAUAAGAGUGUUGAAUGACUACUAUGUUCAAUGUUAUGGUUGUAGACGCAUGAAUUAAAUAAAAAUUCUAAUUAUUUUUUUGCACCACUAUCGCAUGAUAUUUUGAAGUGCUUCCAUGCACUUUGUGUAUAUAUUGUAGUUAACAGAUUUUGUUUUCCUUUUAUUGGUUUGUUUUGUUUCUUUUUAAAUGCCAUGUAGAAAUAAGGUUUCAUUCCUGUGACUCGUUGAAAUGUAAUCAGCUAGAGAAAGGGAAAAAAACAAACAAAUAAAAAAAAAAAAACAUUUGUUUUAAUAGAUUAGACGAAAUGUAUAGAAGAUGACAUGUAAUAAAUUGCCUGUCUGAAUUUAUUUUCUAAUUGCUGUUAACUAGCAUUUUAACAGUUCUGUCACACAUAUGACAUAUAAAUAUCUUUUCUUUUGUAUCUAAUGUAAGCGUUUUGAAUGUUUGUUCCAUAAAGAUAUAAAGCGGUGUGAAUUCAUUUUCAUUGUACAUAUAUGGAUAUAAUUGUUCUGUUCUGUGGCAAUGCAGAGGUUAAUUGAAAUUGCAGAGAUCUUGAAUCAAACGCAGUUUGUAUGAAGAGAGGUGGUUAAGAAGAGAAAUAAAAACGAGAGUAAAAAAAAUGUUUCUUGUUUUAGAAGGAGGCCAAUCUCACUUAUUUAGGGUAAAACUGAUGUUAUGAAGGUAUUUAAAGACGAAAAAAGGGUAAAGUUUGCCCUUGGUGUAGGACACACAGAGAGAGAAAAAUCAUAGCCAAGAAGUUAAUCAGAGAGAAUAAAUGACUGCUAUUCCUAUGCCUACCACAGUAUACAGCAACGAUCCUCAGGUGAAUUAUCUGAAUCAUUUUCAAAGGAAACAUGCUGGCUUCUGAGUCUCAGGCAUGUUUGUUCCACUGACUCAUUUAAAUAUACAAGUCAUGAAUAUCUAGACCCAUUCGAGUCUAUGCCUGCCUUCAGUUCACCCCUUCUUCACACAUCCCACCUCUUUUGCACAAUCAAUGCCAGUGAAGUUUACAGGAAUCCCAUGUUUUGUUUUUUUUUUUUUUUAUUGCCUUCAGUCUCAACAGCUUUUUGAAUUUCACACAUAAACAGGUAUGUUGAGAGACCUGACACCUGCUCAGCUAAAUGUUACCAAUUUGAUGCAAAGUAACUGACAAUAAAAAGCUGGAAUAUUUUUAAACACUGUAAAGUGUGUCUUUUUGAAGGACUCCAUAAGUAGACAUGAUGGUCUGUUUCAUAGCUGCCUUAAAUGAGUUGGGGUCUGCCCUUAUUGUAAUGAUGUUGUAAUAUCAAUGUAAUGGCAAGAGAGUAUGUGUGUGAGAAAUAUACUAUUGGGUUAAAAUAAUAGAAUGAAGCAUUCUUUCCUCAGAUUUUGGUUGACAUGAAAACAAAAUAUCUGUUUCUACAUAUCAACAAAUGUUGUACCUUUGGUGUACAUAUACAAAUAUAACUAAUAAAUGUUCAUAACUAA
Molecule: messenger RNA, 6608 nt
Organism: Poeciliopsis prolifica (blackstripe livebearer)
Lineage: Eukaryota; Metazoa; Chordata; Actinopteri; Cyprinodontiformes; Poeciliidae
Product: excitatory amino acid transporter 2-like
Exons: 11
Coding region: 456-2021 (521 amino acids)
Biological process (GO): L-glutamate transmembrane transport
Cellular component (GO): plasma membrane
Molecular function (GO): L-glutamate transmembrane transporter activity; neutral L-amino acid transmembrane transporter activity; glutamate:sodium symporter activity
Source: RefSeq, a predicted model, not a curated record